AUGAUCUUGUUUUUAUUAGCAUUAUUAAUCAGAAGCGUCAAGCAGGAUGUUGAAUCUGAUUGUAUACUGCCAAUACAAACAGGAUUUGUGGAUAAUCUUGGCUACUGCGAUAGAGGUUUCAAAUUAAAAUCACUCGGAUCAAAUGUAUCAAAAAAGCAUUCUCUUCAGUGCACAUAUUUGACGCACACACAACAUCCACUCUAUUUACCUGACCAGCCAUGGUUACCAUUUAUUAAUCCGCAUUAUCAUUUUAUUCCUCCAAUGAAAGUUGAAUUUAAUUUCGAAAAAGUAUGUAAAUUCAUUCCAUCAUCACUUGAUCUUGGCAAAUUAAAUCUUUCUGAGUUCAAAACAUACCAAAUUUAUUUACAUAAUUUGAUGACAUUUUCUUCACUUAAAAUCAUGAGUAUCUGGUCAAUGUCUCGUCAAAUACACGUACCAGUAAUCACGCCCUUGACAAUUGCAGGCUCUCAAACCUACUCUUUCCACAUUUAUAUUUGUUCUUCAAUGGUCGGACAAGAAAAUACAGUUAUAUAUAUUAAGACAGAUCGCGGUGUAUUCCCAUACUCAAUUCAAUUCGUCGUAUCUGAAGGCGUUGACAGCGUUCAAAAUAGUGUUUUUUAUACAUCCAUCAGUUAUCCAGAAAACAUCACUUUCAAGAUACCAUGGGCAUCACAGAACAAGAAAGUACACGUUAUAUAUGAUGGAUCUUUAUUUGAUUCAUCAAAAUCGAGUUUUAAUUCAAGAUUACUUCAAUUAUCUCCGCAAAUGUCAAAACAAGGAUUGUAUACGACUUUCGUUAAUGUUUACUCCAGAACUACCGUUAAAACAUACUAUUUAAUGAUAUUUGCUUCUCAUAAGCAUUUAAUUCCAUUAAGACCAAUCAUACACAUCGAAACUGUCACCAGUCCAUCAGGUAGUGCAGAAUGCGACAUCAAAAUUUCAAAUCCAACUUCGAUGUCAAUAGAUAUUACUCAAGUUACAGUUUCUAACUACCCAGAUAACGUAAGAGUUGGUCAUCUCCCGUAUCCGAUCAAAUGUGACCCUGUUUCACAUACAACUAUCGGUAAAAUUGCAAUUGAAGGAACAAUUCCAGGAGAAGUCGAUUGUUCCAUCAAUUUACAGUAUGUUAUCGCAGAUGGAUCAAUCCAUACAGUUAGUAUACCUGUAAAAGGCCUUGUUCUCUACGGAGAAUUGACUCCAAGUGAGCCAACAAUAGAUAUGAUUCAAUCUUCAACGAGAGGUUACCAGUUUAAUGUCACAAACAACUUCAAAGUUCCUGUAGCUGUUCUUAGUGUUUCAGUUCUCUCAGAUUCGUUCACAGUUGGAGAAAUAAUUCCAUUUUGUUUGGAACCAGGCCAAACAUCAAAGAACAUGAUGAUUAAUUUUGCCAUAAUACCUCCUAUCGAUAAAGAGACACAAAUCGUGAUUUUGACAAACGCAACAAAAUUAGUGAUUCCUGUGAAGAUUUAUUCAGGUUCUAUCUUCAUUUCUUUGCCAUCAAAGAGAGCAGUGUUCAAGGAUUCGUUACAUAUAAACGUAGGAGAAGUAAUGCUUCAGUCAAUUAAAAUAUUGAAUUUGACAUUGACAAAUCCGAACCCAGAUCCGUUCUAUUUGUCAUAUAUUAAGACUCCUAUGGGUCUUGACAUAUUGAGAAAGGCUCCGAAUGUUUGCGAUUGUCCUUUAUUUCAAACUUUUGAACCUUUCUCUACAACAGAAAUAAGUUUGGGCAUACAGUUCUCAAGAGGUGUUCCAGGAAGAGCAAAGAAUGAAACCAUUUACCUAGCGGCCGAUCAAACGAUGCAAAAUUUAUUUCCAUUAAUAAUUGAAUGGACACCAUACGCCGCAGACAAUAUCUCAUGCGAAGUAGUACUUGAAGAUGAAAAUCCUAUAUUCGGAAAAACAUAUAAUGGCGAAUUUAAAGCAGUAAUUAACAUUGGAGACGAAAGAGAGGUCCAAAUCAAAGAUAUAAAGGCUGAUACAGACAGUGUAACCUUCACAAAUACUUGUAUCGGCAAAGUGGUCGGAAAUUCCAACGAAAAUAUUCAUAUGUCAGAUUUGAAAGUUACAUAUGACACACAGAUCGUUAGCCGCUCAAGUUUACCAUUAGCAAGACUAGCAUUCUUGAUUACCAAUGAAGAAUACGACAUAAUGAUCGCUGCCGGUGUUCAAAUUUCAGUUCCAAUUUAUAUUUUCUUUUCAAACGGCUUAAUAUGGAGAACUAUCAUGAAUUAUCGUGUUAAGUUACCAUUAAUAGAUGAUUUAGCCAUGCAAUUGGAAGAUUCAGUGCCUGGAGGCCUCUUAGAUGUAAAUAUGCCAAUUGAAAACAUUUUUGAUACACCAAUGGAGCUCCAAGUAGUCAUUCCUGUUGACAAAGAGUUCGCUGCGAUCAGCGAUAAGUAUUACAGAGUGAUUCCGCCGCAUUCAAUUUCAAAUGUCAACAUUACAAUCACUUGGAAGACAUUGGGAUACAAAACAACAAGUAUUAUAAUGCAAACAAAUAUUACCAGACCGUUUAAUGUUGUUUUGGUCACAAAUGUCGUUGAACAAUCUUUUGACAAAGAAAAUUUCACUUUGCCACCAGUUGAAACACGAAGAAUCCUGUUUUCCAAGUGGGACUGCACACUUGAGCACACAAAUAAUUGCACGGCGUCCCUCAAAAUCGUUGGCUUGGCCUCAUACAAUCCCGCGGUUGAUGUAAAAUUGGAAAAUUACGUUGUAAAACCAGGCGGAAUUGUGAGAAUCAAUGUUACUAUAUAUCCCAUGAUGCUUAUUUUCGCAUCACCUGUUAUGAAUGUUGCUCUGACGACGAGUAGCAGUGAGUUUAUUUACAGAUCUGAUAUUCCAUUGACAGAUGAAGAAUUAGAAUUCCUCAAGAAGCUGAGAGAAAUGUUGUUAUGGGCUAUGGUACUGCUUUCUAUUGCUCCUAUCAUAAAGAACAUGAAGAAUAUCAUUCUGAGAAUGUUGGUUGUGAAUGUGAUCGUAAAAAUCAAACAGAGGAACAUAGAAAAGAUCAUAAAACAACUGUCAACAAAUGCUAAAAAGGAUGUCGCAAUUCAGACAAUUGAAGACGAAAUUCAAAUGGAAACAAGAACAAGCGGUGGAACGUUUGUGGUAACGAAUGAGCCGAAGUAUAAUUUCUCUGAGUCUAUUGGAACUCUUAAGGAAUUGAUAACCGAGAUCAAGUCAAUGAAAUGA
Molecule: messenger RNA, 3195 nt
Organism: Trichomonas vaginalis G3
Lineage: Eukaryota; Parabasalia; Trichomonadida; Trichomonadidae
Product: RW1 protein-like protein family
Exons: 1
Coding region: 1-3195 (1064 amino acids)
Cellular component (GO): membrane
Source: RefSeq, a predicted model, not a curated record